Molecule: messenger RNA, 29951 nt
Organism: Podarcis lilfordi (Lilford's wall lizard)
Lineage: Eukaryota; Metazoa; Chordata; Lepidosauria; Squamata; Lacertidae
Source: the annotation of a GenBank genome assembly
GGAGGAGGGAGGGGAGAGGGAGGAGCUCCGGAGCGAGAGGCCUGCCUGACAAAAGCUCAGUGCGCAGAAGGCUGGUGACCAGGAAGAAGAACCGCGCUUGGGGCUGAGGGAGGAGACGGGCUCUGUGUAUAUACCUGGACGCCGCCGACGCCGCUUCCCCUGCCCGUUCCCCCGCCGGAGGGCUAAGCAAGCCCCUUGCCGAGGCCCUGAUGGCGGCCGAGGGCUAAGACCGCUCUCCCUUCCCAACCCCGCUGCCAUUUCUACGCCGGAGUGCGGCGAGGAAGAGGGGGAGGCGGGCGGGCAGGCAGGCAGCGGGUCCCUGGGGCGAACCGACUCGGGGCUAAGCUGCUUAUGCAGGCUGGCAGGCUGGCAUGAGCUUCCUGAGCUGGGCUCCUGCUGCUGCUGAGGGGAGGCCGGAGGAAAGCCGUCGCCUGGAGCUGCCAUUGUGUCUCUGAGGAGGAGGAGAGCCCCCACUUCCCUUUGGGGAAGAUGGGGAAUUGCCUGAAAUCCCCCACCUCGGAUGACAUCUCCCUGCUGCACGAGUCCCAGUCGGACAGGGCCAGCUAUGGGGAUGGGACUGAGCCGGAUCAGGAGCCGCCGCCGCCAUAUCAGGUACCGUGUGUUGGGGGGUGAGGAGAAGGGCAGGGGGAAAACACAACAAAUUGAGAGGAGGUUGGAGUCGUCGUGAGAACGGCUGUGCGUGUCAGACGGGCAAACCCGGGGCUGGGGUUGCGGGGUGGGGAAGGAGAGGAAUAUAAAAGGUGGACGGGAAGGCUACAAAAAAACCCCCCAAAACACAGGACAACCUGGUGGGGAGAGGCUUCAUUUAUUGAUAUUUGUGUGGAUGUACACAGUUUUGUUGGGGGUGUUGUUGUUUUGUUUUUUAAAUGAAAAUCCCUCAUACUUGUGUCAUUUAUGCAGCGGCUAUGAAUCGAUAUUAACCAACAUACUUAUACCUCAUGAGUUGAAUGUCAGAAAUUGGGGGCCUCCCUUCUGCCCCCACCUUGCCCACCCCCAGUGCUUAUUCUACUCCUGAGGUUUGAAAUUUGACAACUGGCCAGACCUCUCUCGAAGCUGAACCUCUUGCUUUCAGCCUGAUGGGGGAGACUUUCUUUGUUUCUUCUUCUGUGCCUCUCUUGUCUGAUUUUCAGCGUUAAAAUGCUGCUGUGUUUGUCUUUUAAUAUGCCAAGCUCCCUUUUUAAAAGGCAGAUAUAUAGAAAACAGCUUUCAGAAGUGAGCUUGGAACACUGUACUGGGCAAAAUAUAAAUAACAGCAACAAAAAUAAAACAGAACUACAUCUUGGGUUGAAUAAAACAGAUUGUAACCAUUUCUACUUGGAAGCAAGCUCCAAAUUUCAGUUGGGAUUACCUCUGUGUAAGCAUGUUUCACACGUAAUUGAUGACACUGUUUUUCUGGACCUGAUAAUUUAAUUAUGACAUUUUAAAAUGAUGAUUUCAGAUAUAGUCUCUUCAUUUAGGCCACAGAACAGGGGUUCUAGUUUUUCAGCUUGUGCAGCUUCCUUUGUUUCUUCAUGCGGUGACAUCACUGUCUGGUGUUGUUCUUGUCUCAUUACCUUGUUAAGGCGAAGACUGUACACACACACACACACACACACACACACACAGACACAGUAUCUUUGUCUCAGUUUCUUUAUUCUGUCUUUCAUUAUAUGCAAAAGCAGUAACUCCAAUCAUUAAUUUUGAACUUUCUUAUGGCAAUAGAUCCUAUUUCUCCCAAGUGUGAUUGACAGCAGGCCAGGGCAAUGACAUUUUCCUCCUGGGUGUUUCUCUUAUUCUCUUUCCCUUGUGUCCUCUCUGUUAUGAAUUUGCAAGUUUUAGAAUUGGGAUUAUUAGCUUUUUACGGUUUUCAUUAAUAUUUUUGCUGAUGUCAAAAUAUAUGAAGAAAUUUUAAUCUGUAUUUGCAUUCAUUUUAUAGCCAGAAAAACACACUUAUUUUUGUUUUGGAGAAACAAUAAAUUAUUUUUGUCUCAUUGAUUUACAUCUAAGAGUGCAUUAAUCUAGAUUUAUUCCUCGGUAUUAGAACAGCUGUAAACAGAAUGAAGUAUUUUAUGAAGAUAUAAGGCUUGGAUUCCAAGCAAUUAUAUUUCCAUAUUUUAUUUAAGAUAAAGGAAGUCUUGAUUCUCCCCCCGCCCCCAUCACUUUAUUUUUUACAGGAUAUGAGAUGUUUUCUUAGCAAGCACUGAAUCUUGAAAUGUGACUUGCACCCUCAUCUCAAACAUAAGCCUGGUAAGCUUAGCACAUUAAAUCAUAGUUAAAAACAAACAAUGGUUUAAUGUAAAAAAGCAAGGUGCACACGGCUCAAAAGUUCUCCCUUUGCUUGUCUGCUGCUGACCCAUUGGAAAACAAGACAGCCUGGCUUGUUGUGACGUGUGAAUCUUGGCUUACUUUACUUCUCAAUUAUGUGUUUGGGGAAAACAAACCACAAACCCAUGUUCAGGCAUCACAGCAAGCCAGAGAGUCACUUGUUUCCUGGUGAUACAGCAGGAGUGGAGCCAUGUUCAAAAUUCCCCAGGAAUUUUUUGCGCUUGGCUUUCGGCCACUUGCGACCAAGUGAAGAUACCUGGGCACCAGGAUGGCGCACGAUAUCUCCACCAUCUGGCAGGCUGGUGCACAGCAGCGGGUUUUUUUGCUGCCAUUCUAUGGCGCAAGUCACCUGGUUCACACCAUAAUGCUUCAGCGGAAGGGCAGUCUCUUCUUCUGCAAGCCAGCUGAUUUCCGCAGUUGCGUAGCAGCAGAAGACUGCAUCUUUUGUAAAGCAUUAUGUACCACUCCACAUUUUUCCAUCUAUGUGAGGCAGGGCUGGGGUCCUGCUACAAGCAGCUGUGCUGAGCCCAGCUUGGAGGCCAGCUGCUCAUCUGCCCGUUUGCCCCAUCGCCUGAUCCCUGUGGCAGGGCUGCACCGGCCCCUGCUGCUCUCACUCCUCCUGCUUGUGCAGCCUGCCUUCACUUGGGAAAGCCAAGACUUGGAGCUGUUCAAGCUAAUGGAGGAGAUGUUUAACUGAUAAUCAACCACAGUCAGUUCAUCAUUUGAAAAAUAAGACUUUAGAGCCAUCUUGCCCCAAAAUGGCAACUAGACAUUCCAUUUUGGCAACUGUAACCUUGAUUAAAGGUGCCAUUUGGCCCCUAGCUUAUAUAUCUAUGUUUCAAACAUUGGAGUGGAGCAAGAAUUUUUAAAGCAUACUGCACAUUCACAUUAAACCAUAUUUUGUUUUUGACUAUGGUUUUCAUGUGACAUGUAGACCAGGCCAUUUGAACUCCCAUUGAGUUCAAUGAGAUACAUUUCCAACUGAAGUAUGCAUGCAUAUGAUUGCAGCCUUGGUAUUUUGGAAUGAGGUUUGAUAAAAUGCUGCUCCUAAAAACACUAGCAGUCAUCCAGUGAAGUUAUAUCUGCUCGUAGAAGAGACUGUUCCUUUGGCGUUUUUCAUUUUUACCUUGGGUGCAUGCAUGUAUCUGGCAUGCACAUUAAUCAGGAUCACAUUCACAACUAUCAUGUUGCAAGGACUUACUUCCAUUUAUUUAAUAUCAGGAUGUAAAGUCAUUCAAAAUAUUCAAAUAAUUCAUAGUUAACAAAAUUACAGGAAGUAUUUAAUUUAUAUCGGUCACCUACAGGUGUUUUAGAUGAUAAUUAUAGGUUGGCUCUGAUGGAUUGUUUGAAUGAUUCAAAAGAAGAGAAUGCAGGGACGUUAUAGAAGGAUCACCAAUAUCUGAAUCUUGUGCGUAACUUUGCACACUUUUGGGAAAUAGAUGGCACUGAAAACAGUGAGACUUUUUCUUUCUGAGUAUUGCUGUGUAAGGCUGCUUUUCCUAUGCACAGUUACUUGGGUGUACUGUAUAUUCCAUUGAACUCAGUAGGUUAUCUCAACAAACAUGAAUAGGAUAGGCUCUGCACAGUUGCAAUUAUGUGCACACUUAUUUAGGAUUUUGUCUAAUUGAAGUCAGUGAAACUUACUUUUAGGUAAAGAUGCAUAAGUUAGAAGGCUGCAGUCUUAACAUACUUACUAAAGCGUAAAUAUGAUUGAACUCAGUGGAUAGUUCUGAGUGAACAUUCUUAAGCUGCAAGUCUGUAUCCACUUAUCUCUACUACCCCUCCUUUAUCCCCUCAUAUACCCCAAUUAUACACUGAAUAUAUAGGUCAUAAACUCUCACACUAAUGGAACAGAAGGAGGUGAGGCAGGAAAGAGUUAAUGUAUUCUGUUAUAUACCACAUUUAGCAACUGGUGGCAGAAAAUAUUUGUCUGCUACCAUUUUAUUUUGCUCAUGUUUCCCAUUAUAUCCCCCCCUAAUUUGUAGUAAUAAUUGGUGAGCAUAUAUUUCCACAACUAUUAUACUUCUUAUAUUUCAUAUCAUUCUUAGUGGCAAACUCUUGUGUAUAUACAAAGGAUAUUUGUAUAUAACACUGGUGAAUAAAGGAAUACAGUAAUUUACUACAGUUUCACGACAACAAUAUGUCUCUUACCUUUUCAUUUUUCUAUAAGGAAACAGUUUCCAGCCAGUGCUUUUCUAAGCUAAUUCCAAAUUAUUUAUCUUUUUUUUUUUUUUUAAAAAACCCUAUUCUGAUUGACUUGAACUUUUUCCUUUGAGGUUUGUGUGCAUGCUUGUGUAUUCACAUGCACCACUUUGGCUUUCCCUCUUAUUCACAUUUAUUUGGAAGUAAUUUAAAUUUUCAAGUAAAUGUGCUUAGAAAGAGUAAUGAUCCCAAAGGAUUAUUUUAUGGUUCCUUUAAGUGCUAAGCAAUUGUAAAGGAAAUCAUGUUUCUUAGCCUGAUACAGAUGUCUGUUUACUAUUGCCUUGUGAGCCCUGUAUGAAUGGAAAGAUGAGGCACAAAUAUAAAAGUUAUCCAACAACCUAGAAAUAGUUUUUUAUUAGUUUCAGGUGUAACAGUAAAGCUACAUAAAGACUUGGGAUGUUAAGGAUUUUGAAGGAAUUGGAAAAAGAACUCCUCCCAUCAUACUAAAUGUUGGGAUGAAGUAUGAUGACAUGAGCUAGCUUGUAUAGCGUGAUUCCAAACCAAAAGAUCUCCUGGGACAAUACUAUAAUAAUGAUAUUUUGUCAUGUCAGGUUCCUACAGAGUCAUUGGAGAUGAUAUGGGUAUUGGGAAAAGCUGAGAGUGGGAAAUAUAAGGCAGGAAGCUGAGUUGCUCUGCUUAAAUCAAAGAAGUGUACCUGACCUGCAAGGUCAUAUAAUAUCAGGCUUUGUCAUGACCUGCUGUGGUCAAGCCUGUUGGCAUUCAGGAACCUGUCUGGCUAGUUUCUUGCUGCUCCCCCUGUUGGCCAGAGUUAGGGCUCAUCACACUUUUUGUGGUGUGCCAGGUACACCUGUGCCUGGAAGCCACAACUAUUGCUAGUGUGCUUUGCUGUGCUGCUUGAAAUAGUUCUUAGUUGUGGCACAAAUGGUGAAUCCAUUGUUAGAGCUAAGCUUGAAAACUAUUAGAGCUAUGGAGAAAUGUGUUCAGUUGCUGUUGGAGACACUUUAAUUUUGGCAAAUAUAUGAAAGUUGAAUUCAUAUUGCUAGUUUCAACUUGAAUAUUUAAAUACUUUCCCUUUAAUUGAGUGUGUGUGUGUAUGUUUAAUCCAACUAUAUGGUGAAUACCUGAAAUAGUGUUGCUUUAUCAAAAUAGACUUUGAGAUUGCAUUUGACAUACGGUAAUUGAUCUGCUGGAUCUGGUUCAUCUGAUACUUUAACACUGGCUCUUAAACAUAAGGAGCUUUUAAUUAAAUAGGCUAUAAUAACUGAAAACCAGAGUCACCGGUGCAUAUUUCAUUAUGAAGUGGAUAAUGUAGCUCAAUCCUGUGCAUGUUUCAUUCAGAAGUAUGUCUUAAUUAGUACAUUAAGCUAACUCAGUGUCCAUGAGUAUAAGACUGCAGCCUAAAAAACUGCCAUCAACUCCUAGAAAAGCAUUGCAUUCCUAAAGAAAGGCAUAUAUGCAGAACAAUACUAUACAUGUUCAUUCAGAAGGAAAACUAUCGAGUUAAAGGGGUUUACUGCCAGGUAAGUGGGCAUAUGAUUGUACCCAUGGUGAUGUUUGUUAUGGCAUUUCCAGCUGCAAAAAAAAUCUAAAGGCUGUAUUGAUUUAUGCAAGUUCUAGAGAGAUCAGGUCACGAUUUUAAAUAUUUUUUUGUGAGUCUAAUUUAUUUCCUGUUCUUGUUACAAUACCUUUAUGUAGUAUUCACUGUGUCAUAACUAGGCUGUGGCCACCAGUACAAGGCUGACUUUAACAGCAAAAGCACAUUCUCCCAAAACAUAGAAUCCCAACACUGAUUCUUUUGGAGGUGCCAUAUCCAUAUUCAGGUUGGACUUGCAAACUUAAUUUGUUAGCAAGGGUCUCCCCUAAUACUUAUAUCAUUUCCUUUGUGUUUUUAUACGUACACAAAGGGUUGUAUUAGCACUAACUUUUACCCAGCAUAAUGUCCUGUUCCUAGGUUGGAAGUAGGGGUGAGUGGGACAGUAGAGGAACGCUCACAUUUUUCAUCCUCUAACAACUGUUGUACAAAAGACAUGAGGUAAAAUACAUUGGAAGGACUAAAUAGAAAAAUCUACAAAGAGGAAAGGUUACCAGAAUGGGGUAUCCUUGCAGGUGUUCCUAUUUAUUUGAAAGACUUACAUGAGGUAAUUCCUUUGAGUGAUAUAGUAAAACUGCAUUCUCCUAAUGUGGCAAUAUGGUGCUGCCGUAACAGAGAAAUAGUGCAAUGACGUCACAGGCACUAUCCAGUAAGUCGCUCUUCACACUUGUGCAACUAUCACUUCUUAUUGUAAUAGACAUUUUAGGAACAAUACAGUUUGUUCUUGGAAGCACAUUGUUCUAACCAAGUAACAUGAUACAAUUUUAUCAAGUGGUGCUGUGGAUGGUGUAACAGCUGGGCCUUCGCUUUAACCCUUUCUGCACUACAAUACCCCCCUUCCUUUGAAUGGUGUACAUCACUUUAGCUAUACAGUGGUACCUCGGGUUACAUACGCUUCAGGUUACAUACGCUUCAGGUUACAGACUCCGCUAACCCAGAAAGUGUACCUCAGGUUAAGAACUUUGCUUCAGGAUGAGAACAGAAAUCGCGUGGCAGCGGCGUGGCAGCAACAGGAGGCCCCAUUAGCUAAACUGGUGCUUCAUGUUAAGAACAAUUUCAGGUUAAGAACGGACCUCCGGAACGAAUUAAGUAUGUAGCCAGAGGUACCACUGUAAUCCUUUGGUUAUAAACCCCAUUGUACUCAGUGGACUUGCAUCUGAGUAGUUGUUAGUAGGUGAGGUAGGGUAACAUUUCAGACAAAUGCCAUUUGUCUCAGUAAGGCCCAUUCAGGGUGAUUGUUUCAUGAAAUUCCUUUUGAUCAUACUAAAUUUAUGAACUCUGAGUAGAACAACUGUCAUUUAGAAACUAGUUUAUUUUAUGUUUGGCAGUUUAUUCAAGCUUUUGUUGUUUCCAGCACCACUUUUAGCGCUCAACUUUCUGAGGUUUGAAGCUUUCUGAUGUCAUAAAAGUUCAAUUUCUGUAGCUGUUCCAGCUCAAUAACUUCAUGGCUUAGUAAUGGAAAAAGUCACAUUCCAGUGAACUUGAUUGGACCCAGCAUUUAUAUACAUAAAGUUCUCCCUCUCUUGCCAACUGAAAAGAGCAUCCCUAAGGGUUCGGGCCUGAUCUUAGAGGGAGGUUAGAGAGCCUUAUGUAAAACUGCCCUUACCCAUUCAUAAUGUUCAGAGAAUUAUAGUCAUAAAGUAUAUCUGUUAAAUGCCAUAUGUGUAUGUGUGAGACUGUAUAGUAGAUUUCAAUAGGAAAAAUUUAAAAAUAAAGAUGAAUUAAAAGGUAAAGGUACCCCUGCCCAUACGGGCCAGUCGUGUCCGACUCUAGGGUUGUGCACCCAUCUCACUUAAGAGGCCGGGGGCCAGCGCUGUCCGGAGACACUUCCGGGUCACGUGGCCAGCGUGACGAAGCUGCUCUGGCGAGCCAGCACCAGCGCAGCACACGGAAACGCUGUUUACCUUCCCGCUAUAAAGCUGUACCUAUUUAUCUACUUGCACUUAGGAGUGCUUUCGAACUGCUAGGUGGGCAGGAGCUGGGACCGAAAGAUGGGAGCUCACCCUGCCGCGGGGAUUCGAACCGCCGACCAUACAAUUGGCAAGUCCUAGGCACUGAGGUUUUACCCACAGCGCCACCCGCGUCCCUAAAGAUGAAAUAGUGGGAACUUAUUAGCCACCUUUGUCUUUAUAUAGGAUUUACUUUUUUUAGUAUAUUUGUGCAAUGUUGGGGCAUCUCACUUGGAUGCUACAAAGUAGGUUAAUGGGACAAAUCAAGCCAAUCAGUUAUGUUAAAGUAAGCUGCUGCUGCUUUUUAGGGGGAAAAGCCCCUCCCAUUAUUUUUCAAGGCAGAUUUUCAAAAUCCUGAUUCAGAUUCGAACCGCUGACCUUCUGAUCGGCAAGUCCUAGGCUCUGUGGUUUAACCCACAGCGCCACCCGCAUCCCUAUUUAUAUACUCACCAAUAAUUAAGCAUCUCUGGGCAGUUUACAGUAAGUGUGUCAUCAGGUCUUCAUAUGUUGGUGAAAGAUUAUUUAGAGGGUGUUUGCAUCUGUUUUGAUGUAUGUAAGCGGGUGAUAAACUCACGAGACAUCAAUGGUUACAAUAACGUCAUUCAUUUCUGUCAUGGGACUCGGCUGUGUUUCCUUCUCUUCUCAAAACUGUCAUUUAUUACAGUAGAUUUGUUUCCACAGCAACAGACUUUGGUAAAUAGUGGAGUGCUGGAGAGCGUUGGGCUUGGGUGGGGGAGUGGGAGCUUCUGUGUUUUCAAAAUGCUUAAGUCACAUUGUGCUUUUACGAUGCUCAGUUUUGCUUUAUCACUUAUAGAACUUGUGUCUGCUUUCACAGCAAAUGAUUUAUACUGAUCAAAAAUGUAAUUCUAUUCUAGGGAAAAUAUAGCAGAAAAUGCUUAAUUCCGAGUCUCUAUGUACGGAGAGCACACUCCAGCUGUAUUUGUGCAUGUAAGACAGAAUGCAGUGACCUCCUUGCAUGCAGAGAGACAUGCCAUGUGCCAGGUUUGCACACUGCCUGUAUCUGCAUUCAGUCCCUGAGGACCCUUGGAGCAUAAAAACUAUGUCAUAUGAUUGCCAUUCCAGUAUUAUUUUAAAAAUGAGCUAAACCAAAUGUCUUACAAACCUAAUUUGGAUUGUGGGCUCUUCAGAUUUCAUUGUCUGUGUCAUCACUUACAUUCAGACGUGCUCGAGUGCUUCAAAAAACUUACUUAGUGUCAUGCUCCUCCCUGUUUAUCAUAGUGUCAGCAUAGCUCAAGGACUAAGAAAACUGUAGAGUUUAGAGUAGCAGUUGUUUUUUUAAGAGAAUUUAGCAUCCUGGUCCUUAACUCUAACGUGUUUAAUUGAGUUUAUGAAUUUAAAUGCUGCCCUUCAAUUUGAAAACAGUUCCAGUAUUUAUUUUCUUUAAUAGGGUGAUAGCCUGCUUUAAAGCUCUGGUGUCCCAACAUACCCAUGGUAAAAUGAGGGGAAAACAAAGGUUAUUAAUGAUUUUAUUUUGUAUGGCUGUUCCAGGUAGAGUUUAUUAAUCCACUUUGAUGCUGAAUUGCUGUAAGAAACUGUAAUCUACUCAGCUAUUCUAUGGUAAUCUCUUAUAUUGGGACAAUGAAUUUACAGCAGAAGUGAUACUGUUGUUUGACUGAACUUCAAAAAUCUCAUUAUGUUUCAACAAGAUGUAUUGGCUAAACUCCAACUUUGGUAGCACAACUGUAUUCUGGCUAACUACAUUCUCCUUGUAGUUUAAUACAGAACAGCUAUUCUCAGUAACUCCUCUAUUUAAGCUAAGAUAUCUAAAAUGACAAGCUGCCAAAUUGCAGGAUUGAUACUGUGCCAAAAUGCCUGCAACAAGAUAGUUGACUAAGCCUGUAGUCACCAAACUACAUCUUUCAGAGUCAUGUUGUAACUACUAGGACUAAGUGUGGGAUAAGUGGAACCACAAAUCACACAGUUGUGCCAUCAGGGAACGAUUUUGGGGAAGAAGUCCAGGGUCUCACUCAGAUAAAUGAACAGGGCUGGCUUACUGCAUUUUGAAGUAAUACGCAGUGCCUACUAAAUGGGGGAGCUGCAAUUGACAAUAGAGCCAGUGUUGAGCACCCUAUGGUACGAUUAGUUGUUUUGCUGCUUAUUAGUGUAAGUUGCCCUGUGCUCCUAAGGAAGAAAGGGCAGGGUAUAAAUGUUAUAAAUAAUUAACACAUAAAUUUGUAUAAGAUGAACUGGUUUUUGGUUUGGGGUUUAACAGCUCCAUUAUACUAAUUCUCUAGCAGCCAUAACAUAACAGCAUUGUUUGAAAUAUACUAUAUUGCUCUCAUUGCCAAGAUAUAGAGCUCUUUUUGUACACACUAGGAUAUUGACUAGUCUUAACAAGUAGUCCCAAGCCAACAAGCCCCUAUAUGUAUACAAAGAAAUUUAAACAGCACCAUGUACUCUGUGGUGCAGGAUGCUACGUUGUUUAGAAAAACAUGAGCAAAAGUUACACCUUUGUGAGCAAAACUUCCCCUUGCGUUUCUCUGAUCAGUUGGUGCAAACAUAGAACAACCAUGGAGGGAAGGGCAGCAUUUCACACUGGGAAGAGAUGGAUUGUGAAUGUUCCCAAGACUGAUUCUUAAUACAGUGGUGCCUCGCAAGACGAAAUUAAUCCGUUCUGCGAGUCUCUUCGUCUUGCGGUUUUUCGUCUUGCGAAGCACGGCUAUUAGCGGCUUAGCAGCUUUAAGAAAAAGGAAACAAACUCGCAAGAACUCGCAAGACGUUUCGUCUUGUGAAGCAAGCCCAUAGGGAAAUUCGUCUUGCGGAACGACUCAAAAAACGGAAAACUCUUUCGUCUAGCGAGUUUUUUGUCUUGCGAGGCAUUCGUCUUGCGGGGUACCACUGUAUGCAAGCUAUGGUUGUAGGGAACCAGCACCACAUGUGUGCUAGGCUGAGUAGCCAGCAUAGCAAUAUUGGUAUAUUGUGUUACUUCUGGGUAUUAAUGAGUGUGAGGUUUUUAGUACGGUAAUUGUAAUGCAAUUUCAUAUUGCAUUGUGGUGGUCUGUUUAAAUUGCGUCCAAUACUUUGUCUUGAAACUGGCGUAACACUUUGCAUCUUCUGCCUCCAAGCUGAUGUCACAUAGAGUUUCUUUCAUGUUUUAUUGCAGGCAUGAGAUGACUUGCUCAAGUUACUUCCAUAUCACCAUUUUUUAAUUAGUACAAGUCACUAAUUCGCGAACUCGAUAACACUGGAAUUCUUUUGAGACUUUCUGAAUCUAUAUAUGUGUAUAUACAAGAGUCACAGAACUGACAUUUGACAGUCAUCCCAUAUGUGAAAAAUAAUACAGGAAGUAACUCUUGGUGGGUGUUUUUUGUUUUUUUUAAGAGUAAGAGUGCUUUUUUAUUUAUUUUUAUUAUUCAUUUCAUUUCAUUUCUUUAUCACAUUUCUUUAUAAGUUUCAAAAUAAUACAAAAGAGGCCAUGUACAGUAUGCACAUUUAACACAGCAAAGUUAACAAAAAAAAUUAAACAUAGCAAAAGAAAACAUUACUAAAGGAAGUCAAAUAAACUGCACAUUUGAAACAGCAUAGUUGGCAAGAGAAACAUACAACAUAUAUUUCUGCUGUUACUGCCAAUAGGGCCUCAGGCUUGAUGACCUUGGUCUCCACUAAGACAGCCAGUAUUGUCUCUCCAGCAGCCUCAGCCUUUGUAAGUGGAGUCAGUCAGGACCCUGCUUUUCUAGGCCCGUAAAGGAGCAGAUCUUCCAGGACUCACAGCCAAGAUUUAUUGACAUUACCACAGUUAAUAAAUGAAAAUCACAAGUCUGUGGUUCAUAGGUAUGGUGGUAUUGUGUGUGUUGAUCUGUGAUCUAACACAUAGAUGAUUCUGCAGUAUUGUGGAGGUUGGUUUUAUUUAUUUAGUUUUUAUUCCCUUCUGCCCUCAUGAUUGUAAGAGAAAUGAUAAGAUGAUUCUGCAGGGCUCCGUUGGUGGCCGAUUUCUGAGAUGCCUGCAUUUUUCUAACUGAUCUAUGGGAAGCAUUACAUAAUACCCUGAGGAUUUAACCAGGAACACCCAGCAUUAGCUAGAUUCUGGACCAGAAUGAACAAUCAGCUUUUUCAGUUGUUUUAUGUUUCCUUUAGAUAAAAUUCCAGUUAGUGCUUUGGCAAUGAUAUUUUCAUAGUGCAGUAUUACAGCAGCCUAAAAUGAGUAAUUCAGGCAAUAAGGCAGUGGACUAGGAGUCAGGAGACUUGGGCUGUGAUUUUAGAACUGCAGUGUCUUUCUUGUCCAACAGCUUUGAUGAUUAUUUUUUUCUUAAACAAUCAUCGUCCAAAACUCAGUUUCAAUAGCUUCAUUUCUAUGGUACUUUACUAAAAUACAGUGUGUUUAAGUGUUAGCAGUGGUUAAGUGUAUUUAAAUGCACUGUGAAGGAUGUCAGGCUGCAUUUAUGUUGUUCCUCAGGUGGUACAGCUAGAGAGAUACUGGCUAGCAUUAAAAUAUUCUCAUGAUAAUUUUGGUUUACUUGUUAGGAAAAGUAGUGAUCAUAAUUUUAUCUCAGUUGUGCUAAACACUAUCAAAAUAUAGGAGUGUUCAUAUAAAAAGCACCUUCUUUAACCAAUCUACAGCAAACUAAAAAUCUAGCAUGCAUGAUAUUAAAGGAACGUUGUGUGUAUAAAUAAAACCUUUCUCAAAUUUAGCAAUAUAACGUAUUUGUAUUUUGGGGGAAAUGUUUUUGUUAUGUUUUUUGCUAGCUUGCAAUUGAGUCUUACUUUCUGAACUCAAAACAGUCGGCUUUCAAACCAGUGGGAGAUCAGAGACUGCGGUAGCCAUUCUCCCAUCAGAAAUGUCAUCAGUACUUGUGUUUGAUGAAAACCUAAAGUUUGGAGUGAAAUGCUCUAUUUAUUUAGAACCUGAAAAAAGUCCUAAUCCACCCAAUUUACAGUAUGUUAGUUAUAUGCUAAUAUAGCUAGAUACUUAACCCUUUGCAUAUUGCUUUGCCCUAUAAAUACACAAAACAAUUCCCAUACAUUGACCUGAUAUUCCUUACAACAGCAGUGAAAGGUAGACUGGUCUUAUAUUUGAACCAGGAAUUUCACAGUUCGUGUUAUUAACCAUCCUAGCAGCUAAGAAAAUAUUUUCUUGAACAUAGACAAUCUGUGUUUUUAGAGUUGGCAAUGGAAGAAUGUCCCUUUGGGGGUGAAAUCAAACCAUUGGAGAGUUACACAGCACCUGUUUUGGCUCUAGAGACAUGUUUUGUUGCAGCUGGGGCAGAUGAAGGUGUCUGGUUGUGCUGAUGCAGGUGUACAAUGGCUUUCCUUCUUUCUGCUCUCCUCUCAGCAGUCAUUCCUCCUUUGGUCACUGCAAUGGAUACACAACCUGAUUAUCUGUCUCCAGGCACAGCUUUUUUAAAAAAAUAAAAAAUACCAGUGACCAGUUUUUUGGAAGCUUUUUUUAAAAAAGUAUUAUCAACCACCUGAGUGAAUAUACUUCUUUCUUGCAUGUGUCCUUAGUGCAAACAUAUAUUCUGUAUUAGAAGUGGUUGAGCUCUGAAUGAGAUCACUCUUGGACUUGUGCCCUGGAAACUGAAAAUGCACAGUCACAGCAGGGAUAAGCUUUGGGUUACCACAAAAAGGAAUAUAGUACAGUGGUACCUCGGGUUAAGAACUUAAUUCAUUCUGGAGGUCUGUUCUUAACCUGAAACUGUUCUUAACCUGAAGCACCACUUUAGCUAAUGGGGCCUCCUGCUGCCACCGCACCGCCGGAGCACGAUUUCUGUUCUCAUCCUGAAGCAAAGUUCUUAACCCGAGGUACUAUUUCUGGGUUAGUGGAGUCUGUAACCUGAAGCGUAGGUAGCCUGAAGCAUAUGUAACCCGAGGUACCACUGUACACGCUUCCCAUAUCAGAUACAUUAGUGUAAACACAUUUUAUUCAACAUACAAAGUGCUUUUUGGUUGCUGUUCAGCUGUUGCAAUAAGCAAAACAAAAAACCAAUUUUUGUAAGCUGUAUGGUAAAACUGGAGUGUCUACUUCCCUCAUCUGUGAGGGAAAUUGUUAUUGUAAUUUGAGAGAAACAUUUUACAUCUUUGGAUUAGGGGAUAAACUAGGGCACCUUGGUUGUGCCGAAAAGGGAAUUUCAGCAGGAGUAACUUGCAUGACUGCUGCUAAAGGUGCAGAAACCCUUCCCUCUUCUACAUCUGGACUGUCCACUUUGGAGCCUUACCAAUUAACAAGGUGAUUGCUUUAAUCAAUAAAGGUGGGGGGGGGUUGUAUCUACUUUACUCUGUUUCUAGCGAACUAAAAUGAACUCAGUAUGCAAUGUUUUAGGGUAAAUGGGUCCAUUUUGUGUAGCACCAUACAACACCAUUCAUUUGUCUUGUUUGGUCAUUGAUUCUCAUAGAAUGGAUGGUGUCUUAGUUGCUGUUGCUGAGUCCCUCCAAGUAGGGGGCUCUGGUUAUUUUAACAGUAGAAGUGUCAGCUCCAGAUCUUGUUGCCAUGGCCAGAGAGAGAUGAGAGAUUAUACAAGCCUAAGGCUUAUUCCAGUUUGUGCACAUAAUGCUAAACAAUAGUAGUGUUGCAGCCAAAAAAAACCCCACCAAGAUAUCUAGCCAAUUUUAAAAGGGAAGAACUAAGAGGUUUGGUCUUACACACAAAACACUUAAGUAACUUUCACCUCCAUCUUGGACAGAAGUUGGGUGAUCUGGUUUAAAUAAGAAACAGCAGAAUUUUCCACAGGCACACAUAUCAGAUGGUAACUCCUACAGUGUAUAAAAUAAAAUAGUCCCAAGAACAAGGAUGGAAAUAUUUGGACUAGGUUGGUGCUGAGAGUGAAUUGUGCAUGGAUGUUGUCUGAUUCCAAGUCAGAAUAUUUAUCUAGUGAGCCAGUACUGCCUACUCUGACUGCAACUUUCUAGGGUCUCAGGCAAAGAUCUUUCUACCUGAAUAUUUCAGUUGGAUAUGACAGAUUGAUCCUGGGAGCUUCUGCUUCCAAGGUAUGUGCUCUAUCAUUUAAGCUAUGGCCUCUCUCCAAAUGUGAUCCCUCACACAUGGUUCCCUAUUUAUGCAGAUAGGCAUUAAUCUGCCAGAAAUGCCCAUCUGUUGAUUAAGGUUAAAUGAGUAUGAGACAUAUGGCCAAACAGCAUGGAGAUGCUCAGUCUGUAAAAAUCCUAGGGAUCGUAUAUAUGCUCCUCAAAGAGAAACAAUUUUCACAUUAAAGUGAAUUUGUAGGAAACACAAAUGGCAACAUUUCUAAACUAUCAACUGUUGUGGGGUCAUACUGUACAUAGAUAUUAUAUGCUAUUUCCCUGACUGCAAUCUCCAAAAGCAAGGAAUUCCUGCCAACUCUGUUCUGAAGGGAUGUAAGGGAGGGAUUUGUCCAUUUCAUUGAUUCUUUACUUUAAAUUUGUGUGGUUUGUAUAUAUUGAUUCUGUUUGUGCAUCCCCAGUAUCAUCCAAAGAAGCUGAUAAAUUGUUGGUUGUAGAGCAACUUUGCAGAAAUGUUGAAAUAAUGUACUUUUCUGUUCUGAAAGUAGUCUGAUCAUCAAGCCAGUUUUUAAAAAAUGCAUACUGUUAAGAAGGGGGUGAAAUCAUGGAUCAAAUCCAGGCUUUCUAGAUCCAUUUCAAAUGGGCUUAGGUCCGGUUUUGGCACAGGAACUGCUUUGAUCACCCUGUAUGAUGGACAUCUAUUGAGAGAGAGAGGGAAAUGUAGCAAUGUUAAUUCUCCUUGACCUCACAGCAGCUUUUGACACCAUCAAAGCACAGUUAUUGGGUUUUUCCAAGCCAAUUUGUUCUACAGUCCCUGAAUCAAGGUUGGCUAACUCUGUGAUCCUCCAGAUGUUGUUAGACUUCAACUCCCAUUAGCCCAACCACUGAUCAGCAAUGAUGGGAAUUACAGCCCAACAACACCUGAGUGUUCAUAGGUUGGCCACUCUUGUCCCAUGUUAUACUUGGAAGGUAGCUUUUAUGCUUAGUAAGAGAGUUGUAUUUGAGGUUUCAGAUAUAGUUCUGUAAAAGUGAAAGCUGAUGAUUAAAUCUAAACAGUCAAGGAAGUAACGCCCCUCUGAUAUAUUGCAUACAAGGUAACUGCAGUGGUUCCGUUCCUGCUUCUUGUUGCAUGCAUACUUCUGCAGCGUGGUAGCAUCUAUCAAAACACUGGAAUAGUCUGGGUGCCAUUCUACUUAGGAAGCUGUUUAUGUGAGGCAACUUUCUACACAGUUUAGCCAAUUUUAACAAUGUCGGCAUAACCCUCACUCUUCACUUAAGUAGCUUCCAAUGUGGAAUGAGUUACUGGUUCCAUUUCUCAUAGUUACCAUGUCACAAAUAUGGAGAAACAGCCUGUGGCCUGAUUCAUGUGCUACUUCGGCUGUUUGAUUUGGCUUGUUCUCUCCUGCCUGAAGUGACACAAGCACUGGCUGAUGGAAGAGCUGGGGGGUGGGGUGGAGGAGAGGAGCAAGCAAACAGCAGUAGUAAAUAAACUAUUAAGGAAGGAAAUACUUUCUCCUGUCUACAGGGUAAAAUGAUGCCACCCUAUCCCAUUGGCUUCGUGGUAAAGCCAGUCGUGCCAGGCAGUGUUUAAUUUGGCUGUUUUGCACAAUAUUUUGUAUUGCCCAGGCAAGACUGCUGUUAACAGGAAUGGUUUCUUCAGUCCAAGAAGCAAUCUCUAUAAAUCUACAGUUAAUAUGCAAGGCAGGUGGAAGCAUGAACAGACUUCCAUAGAAAGGCUGCUGGGAUUUGGAAGGAAGCAGGGAUUAAGUGGGGGCCACAUCCAUUGUUGUAGUAUUGUUCAUUGCCCCUUGGAAAUGAGUUAUUUUUUCAGCUUUCUCAAGACAAAUGCUUUUGACUUCCAGACCAGGCUGUGCAACCUUUCUGCUGUCCUCGGCAAACACAGCACUUUCUCAAUUUGCAGUGCUUAAAAUUAACAUUUUUUUCUAGUGUGUAAAUCGUGACUUACUGGAUUUUCAGGAGUAGCUCCUGAUAACAAUGAAUUUUAUGUAGACCCUUCCCUCCUUCCACUUCAAAACAACUUUCUAAGGAUGCAUUCAGACCAGCACUUCUGUUUAUGCAACUGCUUCUGAUACUCCACACCACAUCCUGUGAAUCUUAUCGCUGUUUGCACUCUGUUUCCUGAAUUUUUUAUUCUCACAAAAGCUUGUACCUCGUUAAAGAGGUACAAGCUGGGGUUGUCCAUGUGAAGCACCUUGGAGAUUUGGAUCUUAACUAUACUGCUGCAUGUUCUUUUCCAAUGUGGCUGAAUAUGGGACUUUUGCCAGAUAAAAUGAAAUUUAUCACACCUGGUAGGGACAGGAACCAAGUGAAGAGCAGCACUGAUGAGCCACUAAACUCAUCAGGCUGAACUGUACCCUAAGACAUUAUCCUGGAAUGAGGGAGCAUGCUGUGCAAUAAUUGAAGUGCAGAAAUCAGUUGCUUGUAACAAGGAGCUUUAGGCUUCAUUAAAAUAAUUAUUAUUUCUUGCUCUUCACUUAGUUCUUUUUUGCCAGUUUCCAGAAUUUUCAUUGGCUGGAUUAAUUGUCUUGGGGUAGUUUAUAUUUUUUUAAAUGCAGAUAUUUAAUGAAGUUUAUUGUAGUUGUAUGUUGGGAAAGAUUGAGGGCACAAGGAAAAGGGGACGACAGAGGACGAGAUGGUUGGACAGUGUUCUCGAAGCUACGAACAUGAGUUUGACCAAGCUGUGGAAGGCAGGAGUGCCUGGCAUGCUCUGGUCCAUGGGGUCACGAAGAGUCAGACACGACUAAACAACAACAAAUGCAUUCAGCAUUCAGCAAUACAAACAAAAUAGAUUUUAUUAUUUUUACCUUUUAAAUAUUAGCUAUGAGUUUAGUUUCUAGGAAGAGAAAAAAGUAUACCGUCUUGAGACAUGGAAAGAAUCACAAUUAUGUAAAUAACACAGAGACAGAUAACUAUCUACAUAGAAAUUUAUUUGUGGCUUGGUGGUUUAGUGCAGGACCCUGUGUGAAUCCAGCCACACAUUUGAGAUCAACAGAUGUCCUCUUGCACAUCCCGUUGCUUUGUGGGGUAGGGAAGUUAUGCAUGGUCAGGUAUUUUCAGUAGUGGCACCUGCAUUACUUGCUUCCCUCUAUCACUUAGCAGAAACCCCUUAGAUAUUUUUUAUAUAUAAGGUAAAGGUAAAGGAACCGCUGACCAUUAGGUCCAGUCGUGACCGACUCUGGGGUUGCGACGCUCAUCUUGCUGAAUGGCUGAGGGAGCCGGCAUACAGCUUCUGGGUCAUGUGGCCAGCAUGACUAAGCCGCUUCUGGCGAACCAGAGCAGCACACGGAAAUGCCGUUUACCUUCCCGCUGGAGUGGUACCUAUUUAUCUACUUGCACUUUGACGUGCUUUCGAACUGCUAGGUGGGCAAGACCAGGGACCGAGCAACGGGCGCUCACCCCGUCGCGGGGAUUCAAACCGCCGACCUUCUGAUCGGCAAGUCCUAGGCUCUGUGGUUUAACCCACAGCGCCACCUGCGUCCCUUUUUUAUAUAUAGUGGUAUAUAAUAUUUUAUAAAUAAAUAUGGGACAGAAGGUAAAGAAGGUAAUGCUGUUUGGACACAGCAGCUAAUGUAGGUUGAUGUCUUUUUUCUGAGUUUUGUUGCUUUUUUAGCUAAUGCUGUAGCAGAAUGCUGUUUAUUGCAUUCCAAUUUAUGUUUUAUUGGUUUAUGGAUUUUUAGAGGAUUGCAAACUGCUUUUAGGACUGUUAUGAUUGAAGGUGCAGGAUGAAAGCUAUUUAAUAAAAUAACUUUAGUCACAUAUAAUAUUGUAUGUUAUAAAUGGUAAUUUACUGGAAAUUGCAGUAAGAUUAGAGUUCAAAGCAGAGCCCUCAAAGUAAUCUGUGAAGCUGGUAUAUCUGAUUUAUAGGCGAACUCAGUCUGAGGGCCUUCUUGUGGACCCCAGCCCCCUGAGGUCAGUCAGGUGGCAGCCAAAGGGGGCCCUUUCCUUGGAACUUUCUAAGCACGUUUGCUAGGUACCACCUUUAUUGUUUUUAAGUGCCAGAUUGUCCUGUUCUCUCACACUUCAUCUGCUUGUUUAUUGCUGUGGUUUGCCAUUCUUUAAAGAUCACGUUAUAAGCAAUCUUUUUUUGUGGCUGCAUUUAUUGUGGCUAGGGGCCUCAAAAGCCAGCAGUGGUCUGGGCCUCCCCAGGCUUCUAUUCAACCAUCAACAUUAGGUGGUUAGGGUUAUGCUCACAGUUAUGAAAAUUGUAGAAAAAAGCUCUCAAAUUACAAUCUUUUAUUUAUAGUAGACAACAGCCACCCUAAGGAACUAGGUUUGGGUAAACAAAAGAAGGUAAAACAAUAUAUCCUUUUAAAAAUCAAAAUUGGUAUUUGGGUUUUCUUUGGUAUAAUAUUGUACAUCAAUAUGCCCAGGAAAAUGUUUUUGUAAUCAUGAUAGAUGUUUUUAAUGGUGGGGUAUGAAAAAUGACUACUCUUCAAUUUUUAUAAAGUUCACUAUACAGUUUUUGUUUGUUUGUUUGUUUUUGCUAUAUCCCUAUCCUGCCUUGCUCUGCUACAUACCUAGCCUCCACAACAGACCCCAAGAGUGGUAUGUUUCAGGGCAAACUCCCUUCUAGUUUGUUUCCAGGUGUCAAGAUUAGGCUCUUUCUGUCUUCUUGACUAUGCUUUUGUGUUUUGAUAGCAUAUACUUUCUUUCAAUUUUAGUUACUGCAUCUGCAUACAAGGGUUCAAGCUCAUAUUUGUCUUACAGGAGUAAAAAACAGAAUUCUCUUCUCUGUUGUGGUCUAGAAGCUCUAGUUCUAAAUAUCUGAAGCAACUCAAUGAGCCACAAUCCAGCCUAGAAUGGUCUCCUUGAGCCAACAAAUUUUGAGCACACCAAAGUCAGUGCUAUGAUUUGUAACAGUCUGACAAUCAGUAUACCUAUUUUUAACUAGUAUUUGUGGCACAGCACAAUAUCGGUUGGUCAGACAACACACUUGAACAGCAAUUGGAAUAUUUUCUGAUUUUUUUAUAUAAAUCAUGUUGAACAUUAUAUCAAUUUAUUAAACUGAAUAAAGUAAUCUUCAGAUUAUCUUUAUCCAAGGAUUAGUAGUUUCCCAGCUACCACUGACCUCUUUUCAAAGUAUUAUAAUAUCAUUGGUUAUGCUGGCUGGGGCUGAUGGGAAUUGUAGUCCAAAAAUCCAGGAGAGCACCUGGCUGUGGGUGGCUGAACUAGCCACUUGAAGAGUCUUUAUUAUUUUUCAUAAUUUAACUUCUUUCUUAACACUUGAAAACCUAACGUUAACUAUGCAUGCUAUGAAGUUUGCUCUUUAUCAACUUUCCCCCAUACCACACAUAAUUGCAUAUACCUCUAUCAUUUCUCUUCCCGCACCCUUUACUCACUUUCCCCACUAAAUUUAAGCAACAUGUUUGACAUAACCUUUCCUCUCCAGCCCCCAAAACAUUUUGGUUCUCAAUUUAGCACUUUUUUCAGGUCAAUGACAUCCUUUUUUUAGGUAUGGCAAGCAGAACUUGAACAUAGUAUUUGUAUAAUGGUAGUAUUAUGAUAUAGGCAAUUUUAUUUUCAAUCCCUUUCUUUCAUGGGAUUCUAAUUUUCAUAGCUGCUGCACACUGGGUUAGCAUUUUCAUUGAUCUAGUUCCCCUAAGCCCAAUAUCUCUUUCCUAGUCAGUUGCCAAUUAGCAUAAUUGUGAAGUGGUUUUGUUUUUUUUACCUUAUGUGUUACUUUAUACUUGCUCCCCCCCCAUGUAACUUCUUACAUAGAAUCCACAUUUGCCAUUUAAUGCCAUUGCAUCCAGGAUUGUAGAUAAGGUCUCCCCUUAACCACAACCUGUAACCCCAAAAACAUGGUUAAGGAGGAGAGCUCUUAUCACAGUUGUGGGUCUGUACAACACGCUGAGCCAAACCUUGGCUUGGCUGCCACCCAUGUAUCACCUAAAAAGACCAGGGAGGAGCAAAAUCUAUUCCUCACAAGCCAGCAUGUUUGCACCAAGCCAUGGUUUGGCUUAGUGUGACAUGCAAACGUGGCUGACAUGCUGCAAAAUGCACAGACCUGCUCCCAUUGCAUCCAGUUUGACCUUUAUUAUUGAAUAUUGCUGUUCUUUUAUUUGGUUUCUUAUUUGCAAAAAGGGAUGGAAGAUACUCAAUAGUUACACCCCUGUGAAAUAACAUACACUCAUUGUCCAAGGAUAAACAAGGGCUUGCUUCUGGAUGAUAAAUGAAGGGCACAAAGAAAAGUGGAAUGGGGAAGUCUCCAUUUUAUAGUCCGUAAGCGCCUUCUGCUGAAGAUUAACAGAUGUCCAUCUGGCAGCUCUCAUGUAUCCAUUUGUUCAUAGCUUUGGGGGGGGCAUCGGGGAUUAAGUGAAACUAGGAAUCCCUUCCAUUAGUAAUUGGUCUUUAAAAAAUCACUGCAUGGUAACCUGCCAUUUACAUACAGCAUAAAUGUGGGAAGAAGGGUGAAUCAAAGGCAAGCCUUUUACAGGAACUGUUCUGAGGAGUUGGCUGUUCGGUAUAGAAGAUGCUGAGUGUUAUAUGUGUGCUAAUGCAGUGUGUUCAGAUAGAUUAUGUGAUUAUUCACAGUGUGCAUACAUACUGGGUAUGGAUGGAAGAAAACAAAAAAUGCAGCCCACAGUGAGUCAGCUAAAAAUCAUAAUUGCACAGAGGUGCAUUUUAUCCUUGCCCACGUGCAGCUCUUCUGUUGCUUUGUGGCAACACAGUUGGUGUCUCAACACUGAAACUACAUUGAUGUGGUUGUGCAAAUGACCCUGUACCUGUGAUUGUUGAGAUGGCACACCUUAGCCCAGGAAACUUACAGGUGAUGUAGCUGCACUAACAUCACACAAAAAGGAGCAUGUAUUUGAGAUUUUGCUACCAUAAAUGUGCCUGGAUAUUUUAUAGAGACUUUCACUUAAACUUUUAAAAUAUGUGUGUGUGUGUGUGUGUGUGUGUGUGUGUGGUGUUUUUUCCAUUUAAAUAGAACUAGUUGUAUUGUCUGGGCACAAGGGUAUUCAAAAACCUUCAGUAUUGCAGAUGUUUGAGUGGUCUGUUACAUUUCAUUUCUAUGAAGCUAACUUAUAACACCAAGUUACUGUUUGCUUUAAGCAGAUGAUGAGAUUGGUGUCAAGUAAUAGUUAAAAUAUAUAAUUUUCUCUGUAUUGGCAGGCCAUAUGUUCAUCAUUUAGCCAGCCUGCAAGCAUAAUUUUCCAAUUCUCAUGUCAUACUUAUGCAUUUGUUUUAACUAAUCCAUAGGCAACUAAUGGAAACAAAAGUCAAAUUGUCUGUACAGAGAAUAUUCUAAAAUAGAUCCAUGCCAGCUUCCCAGCAAUGAUGGCACUGCAGUUUGCCCCAUUUUAUGGCUUAUAAGACUAAAAAGGAGAAUGAAGUGUUACACACAUUUCCUCCCAGAAAGAAAGAGGUUUAAAUUUCCAUAUACUGUGAAGUCCAUUUCUAUCAUUAAUUUAAAACUGACAAAGCAAAUGCAUUUGUUUUCAUUUUCUUUCUUUUAAUUUUAGGAACAGGUUCCAGUUCCAGUUUACCAUCCAACUCCCAGCCAGACCCGCCUAGCAACCCAGCUUACAGAAGAGGAACAAAUUAGGAUAGCGCAACGAAUAGGCCUUAUACAGCACCUGCCGAAAGGAGUCUAUGAUCCAGGAAGAGAUGGUUCUGAGAAAAAGAUCAGAGAGUAAGUGCCAUUUUUUGUGGUAACAUCACUUACGUAAAUACAUGAAAUAGCUGCACUAAAAGCAAUUACUUAUCAGUAAGUUGCUUCUCAUCAGAAUAAUUGUUGCAAAUAAGAAAUUAGAUAAUGCAAUAUGUGAAAACAUCAGAAAAAUCCACAAAAUACGAUAGAAGAAAAAUCUCAUAUAAGAAAAAUCUCAUAGAUCAGAUAAAGUUAAGCAAAUCCACCACAGGCUUUGCUGAAUAAGAAUUAUCUUGCAGUGAUAAGGAACCACAAAGAUGUAGUUGUUCAUGCUACCAGGGGAAGGUUGUGCCACUACUGAGAACACCCAUAUUCUCAGUCUUCUUCAGAACCUUUUUGACAUAGGCUGCUUCCAGACAGUAAUUUAUUGUGGAAUUAGUGCUGCUCAUGCAUGCUAAUUUUUUCAUGCAUUCCACGUGACAUUAAUGUCAAAACAAUCCCAGCCCAUACUCCCCUCACUUUAUAAACUGGAUUUUCACCACCAUAGAAAAUCAUGUAAGUAUUAUACAUCUGCAGCCACUAAUGGCGUAGAUGCUUGUUAGUGCAUUUUUUGGAUGAGUGAUUUCUUAAAUAUAAAAUGCUGUUUCAAUAGGUGACCUGUAAUUCCGGACCCCUAUUUCUGUUUAUCCCAAACCUGCACACAAGCUAGCCACCCAGAGAAUUUGAGUGUAGCUGUUUUCAUCAGUGCUGUAACCUGAUGAGGAGGAACACUUGCAGUAUUGCCUCAGACUGCAUAUACAAUCACUCUUAUUUCUUCCUUGCCUAACCACAGAGAUCUUCCACAAGCAGUAAUUUUUUUUAACCCAACUCCUUCAUUUUGCCCACUGUGAAAUAAGGCUGGCAAUAUUUGCUCUUGAACACUACUCGGAAAUUUGGAGCAAUGUGCAACCGAAGCCUUCUGUGCCCCAUCUCACACUAUUAGAUGGUCUCCCAGCUCUCUUAUGUAAAAUCUGGAUCCAAAACCAGUAACCCUAAUCCAGUUGGGUUUGUCAUGCUGAUUUCUGAGGGGCUCCUGGCGAAGUGGGGUGGUGGGUGGCACAUAGCUGUCACAGCUGAGUAAUGACUGAAGAGGAUGGACAACCUAGUGGAUACUGUGAGCCAGUCCUCCACACAGAAGUCAUGACAUCAUUCUUGUUUAAUUCACAAUGGAUUAAUUAAGAAACUGGGUUGCCCUUUCUGGUUGCAAAAAGAUACUCCUAAUUAAGUUCCAACAUUGCCUGCGGAUCUUUGAAGGUGGGCCUAUAGGGAAGGUCAUAUCAAGUGAAUAUAGUAGUAAGUUUGUUUCCAGGAAGACCUCCCUCUGCUACCAAGAAACUUCAUAAGGCAGCAAGCAGUUUCCCUCCACAUGUCUCCUUCACACCUGUACAGCUCAGUGCUCCUAGUAAUUGGAUAUGCUCUUUCUGUAAUGGCACUACAAGGCAAACACACUUAUAAGAAAAAAAACCUCAUGCUGUGGGUAUUUUUAGACUGAAUUUGAGUUAUAUUUUGCUUUCCUUCAUGGCUCAAAGCAGCUUGCAACUUUAAGGUAUUACCAUCGAAAAUGAUUCCAGAGUAAGCUACAAAAGAGUUACAAUAAACUUUGGACCACCAGGGGGGAAAAUAUCAAGAGUUGUAUCUAGCAUUGCCUGUGCAGAGUUGCCCUCAUGUAAUGGAGCUUCUUCCUGCCCCCCAAUCUCCUGAGCUUCCUCCCACUUUCUGGAACAGAUGGAGGGUGUGUGGAGGCUGCAAGGGAAAGUUCUGUUAGACAAGCAGAAGUCUGCUCUGUUAGUGGAACAACAAGUGUUUGACAUGGCCCCAAAUCUACAGGAGGCAAAGACCUUCCUUAGGGCCAACCAAAAGACCACAAAAUAGUGGUCAAGUUUCUGAGUUCUGUAUAGCAUUUCAUGAUGCUGAAUGUUAAGCAGAAAAAGGAGUAAGAAAAAAGUUGGCAUGAUAAUAUUGCCAUGAAAUUUGCAAUUAUAACAGCCUUAGAGUUCUGCUGACUUAUUUGGAUUAGCCUCUGCUAACUGAUUUCAGGUUACAUCAGUGGUUGCUGGGAAAGAAAAUGUCCAUGACUGUUAGGUUCAAGACCUUUUUCAAAAAAUAGCACUAUCUCCAACAUUAGGCAUAACACAUGCAUGUUCCCUGUGAGAUAAAAUGUAGAAGUGAAAAAGAGAAACAAAGUAGUUUUAUAUUAAAACUAUAGAUUAAUUUUAGGUGCUGCAUCAGAUAUAAGCAAGUGCAGUUUCCGUUCACUUAUUCUAUUACUUAGCAACUUGUGGAUAUGAAACCCCUGCAAAAGGUAUGGUUCUAUAAGCAAACAUAGGAAUCAAUAAUAGUAAAACCAAAGAAUAUUCAAAAUUAUUUAGGAAAGUUCUACAUCUCUAAAUUUUAAAUGUUAAUAAGUUUUGGCUAAUCUAUUUGUUUUAGCGGAUGGGUGCUUCAGCAACAAGCAAUUUCCCCUUAUGUUUUGGUGAGAGGUGGACAGGUUAAUAUUUCAGCUGAGUUCAGAUUCUCUCCAUCUUGUUUCCUUUUUUCCUUUCUAGGUGUGUGAUCUGUAUGAUGGACUUUGUUUACGGGGACCCUAUCAGAUUCCUGCCAUGCAUGCAUAUUUACCACCUGGACUGUAUAGAUGACUGGUUGAUGAGAUCUUUCACGUGUCCUUCCUGCAUGGAGCCAGUUGAUGCAGCACUGUUGUCGUCCUACGAGACUAACUGAGCCAGAGCUUCUCUUCUGACCUGUCAAGGAAACCAUCCACUUUAAAGGGGUUUGAUCCUUUGCCAUCUGCCCAAAGAACCAGGGAUUAGGAAACAAAAUCAUGCACAAUAAAAUCUCAUUUCUUAAGAAUAAAGAAAUAUCCUGAAUAGCAGACAGAGGGAGGGAAGGAAGGAAGAAGAAACACAUUUAUAGACUAUAGAAAAAAUAGGAAGUUAUUUUUAUGUAAAGCCUUGAUCCAGUGCUUACAAAUAGUUGCUCCUUAAGAAAGCCUGUUAGCACACCCAUACAGAAGAACUGUGUGAAUAAUAAAAUAUGUUAAAAAUUAAAUUGUGUGGAUGCAGCCCACCAGGAAGUUUCCUGUUCAAGCUUCUUUGAGAUGAAUGACAAGAAUACUAUGGGGGGGGGUGAGUGUGUGUGUGUGUGUGAGAGAGAGAGAGAGCGCACUAAAAAGGAGAAAGGGAUGCUGGAGUAUCCUUUGUCCUAAAGAAAACUGCAUUUUUUGUUCAGAUUGCUUCACAAGUUCCUGGUAUUUGGGUCAAUGCUCUAUUUACAAAAAAAGCUACAUUUUAUAACACUGGCACAAAAAUAGUUUCAAGCUUGUUUGCACAGUUUUUUUAUUCAUUGGAAAUGGAAUCCAUUUUGCCUUAGAUCUUCUAAAAUAGUGUAUUCUUAUUUUGGGGCUGGCUCUAUGCUUGAAAACCAGUUUAUUUAUAACAUGUUAUAAAAGUGCUAUAUUUUGUUUGCAGUUAGGAUUAUGUGGACUUUGAGAAGAUCUCCUAGCUUGUAAGCAAACUUGAGAUGCACUUUUUUCUAUAUGAGACAUUUUGAUGUGACAAUAUUAAAAGAAAACCAACACAAACCAGUAUUUGCCUUUCUAGUGUUUCCUUUCAUCAUUUUCUUUCUAAACAGAGUGCAGAAUUCAAAUACUAAAAUUGAUCUUACAUUUAUUAAGUUAAAAUGGAGCAUGAUGAAGACAAGAUAAAGAUUACCCUGCAUCUCAAAAACACAAUUUGUUGGGGAUGCAUUCUUUUUAAAAAGUUUCAUCUUGGAUCAUAUAAAAAAAAUACUGCAUCUCUUGUUUUUGUACUUCUUAGAUUCUCAAUACCAUACUGUGUCUCGGUCUCUGUGUAUUAAGUGUACCUUUGGUAUUCUUUUGGUUGGCAUAGCAGUCUGUCGGCAGAUAUUAAAAUAUUCUAUAUUUUAUGUUUUAUAUGCAAAAUUCAUAUUUGGCAAAUAAUUACAUAAAACUGAUCAAGUUAGUGAUCCUACAGCUGGUAAGGGCUGUUCCAAGUAUUUACAUUUAUGAAACUAAAAAGAAAGGUGAUGUGCUUGAUAGAUGCAGUCUUGCAGAGAGGGUAGUUGUAAAAAAAAAUCCACUUAGGAUGUGGAGUUUUGUUCUCUUAAAACAUUCUUUAAUGUGACCUUUAUACUUUUGACUUAAAGCCAAUAUGUUGAAACGUCUUAGUUUAGCAUGAGAUGCAGGCAACGUAUCAAGGACUGUUCUGAUUGUUUUGGCUACAUGAUUCGAAGAAACUGUAUGUAAACAACUACUGCACUGAAGACUAUGUCUACAGUAUAAGCACUGCAGACUGUAAGCAUUCACCUAACAAAUUCCAUCAGUGGAAGCUGUACACAAGGACUUAUGCAACAGGGCUUUCGCCCCUCUCCUCACCCCAUGCUUCCUGAAAUUGGCUCUGGAUGUGUGUCAGGAGACCCCCCAGAACAGCAUGCAAGGGGAGGAGAGGGAGGCUUCUUCCAUCUGGCAAGCUGAAAUGCUUGGGCUGAUGGUAAGAUCAGAAGAGCACAAUGUGGAAUUCCUCCCUCAAUGCUAUAGAAUAGAGCAUUUACAUGUAAAAUAAUUUCUACAGGAUUAGUUGGCAGAUUGCAAAAGUAUCCACUAACCUGUGGAAGAUGCUGUAUAAGACACUGUAGACUAUUUCCAUUCAAAUGCCUUCCAUAUCCCAUGGUGUGUAGUGGUGUAUACACAGCACCUAUGCAAGCAGCCUUUCCUAUUUGUUUUGUUGGACAAGGCAGACUCGGGCAUACUCCAAAUUGCCCUUGUAAGUGAAAAGAACAAAGGCUGGGAGGACUUCAGUGUUUGCAUCAGAAUCGACAUACCUGCAAAAGACUGCUGGAUUGGGAUAGUUGUUAAAGUAUAAAUGGUGCACUGUUGGAAGAAAGUAACUAGCAGUAUACAGUCUUGGGUUGAUUUGCAUUUGUAUUGCAAACCUUUUCCAGUUCCCCUCCUUUAAUUCAGCUAUUCUUAAUUACAGGAAGUAAAUCUGAGAAAGAAAAAUAUGAAGUUGUGCAAUAUUUUCAGUAGUAAAUCAUACUACCUUUCUUAUCAUUCCACCUGUUGUUUUCCAUAUAUGUUGAUGUCUAUCUUGUCAAGUAUUAUAGCCAGACUUUUCUUCUUUUACCUUGGAUUGUUAAAUCGACAAAUGAACACUUUUUAAACACCUUUUUCUUGUUCAUUGUUGUUUGUUCCCAAGAUUUUUUUCAAAAGACAGAGGCAGGGAAUGUUAUGAGAAAGUGAGUUGUAACUGGUUUUCCCAACUUAAUUUCACAAACCUUCUACUUUUUAUUAAGCUAUUUAUUAAAAUAUUAAAGGGUUAAGAUUGUAAGAGACUUUCAAAAGAACAUGCUAAAUACAGAAUUAAGUGCCCUUAAGAGUAAAGAGUUGUGCUUAUAUUUGUGUUGCCUUGUGGCCUUUUACUCAAAUACCAAACCAAUUUUAUAUAAAUUGAUUUUAAACCCUCAUAGUUUCAUAACAUAUUCAGUGCUUUUUUUCUGGGGGAGACGAGAGGUAUGCAUACUCCUAAGUUUGGCCUCACUGAGGGGCAGUAUUUCAAUAUGAAUAGGAAAAUGAGAGUACCCCCUAAACAUUUUUUUUUUAAUAGAAAAGCAGCACUGGAUAGAUUUAAGUUUAACUUUUGUUCUAAAACUCUAUCGUAUGAUCCUCUGGCUAAAACAAACUCUAUUGUAAAUAUGAGUUGUACAUUACAUGGAAAGUAAAUUAUUUCUUUAUAUGCCAUGUUUCAUGGCAAAAUAUCAUUAAAACAACACUGCAAAAUAAAGGCAUUAUAACAUUAUUUUUUUCAUUUUUUUUCCAAAUGGAAAAAAAUGAAAACAUUAUGACAUUAAAACACCAACAGUUAAUGCAAAACAGAGCACCAUAUAUUUAAAAGAACUUGCCUGUUCCUCCAUGAGAACCGCCAAAUUGUGAAUUGGAUCUUUCAAGGGGAACGCAACAAGUUUAAAUAGGUAGAAGUAAAUAUCAACCAUAUUGCAAAGGGGAAUUUGAGGUUGUUUGAAUGCUCUUCGUAACAAAGGAAGACCACUGAAAUUUGACAAAAAUAUUGCAUAAAGACCUGUAAUAGAACAUUGGGUGCGCUAUUUAAUAUGUCAUACCUACUGUAAAAUAAAAAAAAAUCUAAUGGGACAUUAGCAAUUCAACAGACCAUUAAGCUUUCUUUAUUGUUGGGUGUUAAGAGGAUAUGAACAAGGGAUGAAAUUCACAAAAAUCUAUGACAAUUAGGUGAAUCUACAAAAUUUCCCAAAUUAUUCUACAAAAGCUUAUUGUUUUUCAGAUUGUAGCUUAAGCAACAUCGCCUCUAACCUUACGCUUAAGUAUGUAUUAAAUAUGUGUUUAAUACUAUUAGAAGUUAUAAAGCAAUACUCCUGCACAACCUUCAUCAAUUUCAACAGAACAUUCAAGUUUAGUUUAGUUUCCUGAAUAGGCAUAACUUUCAAAAGUUACUUGCCUAUAAGUUCUAUUAAAAACAAUGGAAUUAUGGAACUAUACUGUUACCAUCUUAAACAUCCAAAAUUAAUGGUAAAUUCCACUGAACUCAUUAGGAUUUACUUAUAAAUCUGUAGAUGUCCAAGCUGUCAUUUCCAUUGAUUUCAAACAGUCUCCAAUGCAACAAUUAGGUUUUCCUGAAUGCUGCUGGAAGUCUAUUCAGCAAGAAGGGUAUUUUGAAAAGAAGGGGAGGGAGAGUAUAAGGAAAGACAUGAUACAUACAACAAAAAUACGAAGAACAGCUAGCUUGAUUUUGUGCUUUUUAUAGUUGCACUGUACACAUAUUCUGCAUCCAAUAUAAAGAGUCUUUAGUAUACUGUGUUGAGAAAAGAUUAAUAAUGCCUACUCAGCGAAAAGGUUCUCUGGUAUAUAUUAGUUUUGCAUUGAGAGAAAUCAGCCACAUGUGAAAUCUAUGUUUUCAGUUCUCUACUGAAACUAAAGAAAGGUGAAAUUUGAAAUGACACAAAUCUAUUUGACACACUCCAUAAGAAAGUCCUGCAAGUAACAGAAAUGCAGUAACAAAUUAUCCCCCUACUGUACAACAGAAUGUGUCAAACUUCCUGCCACCUUAAAUCUAUAGUGUGUACAUUGUUUCUGCAAUGUAGCUUCUAACCCUGCUCCAAGAAAUUGGUGACUUCCAGAACCUAUGGGCAUUCUGUAGUACCACAGAGGGGCUGAUCAAUAUGUGCAGUCUUAUUUAAAUAGUAGCCACUGAUGUAGCCAAUCAAUUGUUUGGUAAGAAGGGGAGAGUGAAUCCAGCCAUCUGCCAAAGAGGUCAUUGGUGCUCUCUAAAUUUCUAGCAGACCUCCCCCCCCC